AUGCCUGCCUCAAACACUUCAUCAAACAAUAUUCAGUUCACCUUAUCAGAUGAAUCGAAGGAAAGAAUCAUUAAGGUUUUGGACUACUCAAAGACUGUUGCUCACUACGGUUUCAUUCCUUUCGUUUUGUAUUUAGGAUGGUCCACCAGCCCAACUAAGCCAUCUUUAUUCGGUUUGUUAAGUCCUUUCCCAACAGCUUAA
Messenger RNA from Suhomyces tanzawaensis NRRL Y-17324, 201 nucleotides. RefSeq names its product Tom7p (gene TOM7). The transcript has a single exon. Lineage: Eukaryota; Fungi; Ascomycota; Pichiomycetes; Serinales; Debaryomycetaceae. Bases 1 to 201 code for a protein of 66 amino acids. The record is from RefSeq and is a predicted model, not a curated record. Gene Ontology annotation, biological process: protein import into mitochondrial matrix; protein insertion into mitochondrial outer membrane. Gene Ontology annotation, cellular component: mitochondrial outer membrane translocase complex; mitochondrial outer membrane.